AGCAGUCACCUGUUGUUGCGGGGGAGGGGACGCCUUUAUAAAAGUCUGGUCAGAAAUCAACCGGGUUCGCACUGGUUGGUCACGAUGGCGAAGCUGGGGAUUUUGGUAGCCGUUGCUGUGUUCCUGGAGACAGUCUCUGCGACUUCUCUCGGGGUGGUCUACACCGAGGGAGGCAUGGUGGAGGGCAAGAACAUUCGUCUUGGCUUCCGCCGUCACAUGGACAUCUUCAAGGGGAUUCCCUUUGCUGACAUGCCUGGAAGGUUUGAGAAACCAAAGCGUCACCCUGGCUGGGACGGUGUUCUGAAGGCCACUGAGUACAGGCCAAGGUGCCUCCAGGUGAACAUGCUCAUGUCUGACACCAGAGGCAGUGAGGACUGUCUUUACCUGAACGUCUGGGUGCCUCAUGGCCGCGAUGUGUCCACUGGUCUGCCCGUCAUGGUCUGGAUCUACGGAGGAGGCUUCCUGGCUGGAGGCUCCAUGGGUGCUAACUUCCUGGACAACUAUCUGUACGAUGGGCAGGAGAUUGCAGACAGAGGAGAUGUUAUUGUGGUGACGUUGGGAUACCGUGUGGGGACUCUGGGCUUCCUCAGCACUGGAGACUCUGGCAUACCUGGAAACUUCGGUCUGUGGGACCAGCACGCUGCCAUCGCCUGGGUGCACAGGAACAUCCGCUCAUUUGGAGGAGAUCCUGACAACGUCACCAUCUUCGGAGAGUCUGCAGGCGGAGCUAGCGUCAGCUUCCAGACUCUUACUCCCCACAACAAAGGACUGUUUAAGAGAGCCAUCUCCCAGAGCGGUGUCGCCAUUUGCCCCUGGGCCAUCAACCAUAACCCCCGCAGGUUCGCUGAGGAGAUUGCUCUGAAGGUCGGCUGCCCCACUGGUGACACUAUGGCUGGCUGUCUGAAGAUGACUGAUCCUGCACUCCUUACAUUGGCUGGCUCUCUCAGUUUGUCCAGCUCACCUGAUCACCCUAUUGUAAACAACCUGGCCCUGUCUCCUGUGAUCGAUGGCGACUUUGUCCCGGAUGAGCCUCACAACUUGUUCCACAAUGCGGUUGACAUUGACUACAUGGCUGGAGUCAACGAUAUGGAUGGCCACCUCUUCACUGGUUUAGAUGUUCCUUCGAUCAACUCCCCUCUCAUUGACACCCCUAUUGAGGAUAUGAAGAGGCUUCUGGCUUCAUACACUAAAGAGAAGGGUAAGAAUGGUUUGGACAAUGCCUACUCCACAUACACUUCACCCUGGGGAUCAAAUCCCAGUCAGGAGACCAUCAAGAAAACUGUUGUGGCGAUUGGAACAGACUAUAUCUUCCUGGUUCCUACUCAGGCUGCCCUCUACCUUCAUGCUUCCAACGCCGGGACUGGCCGUACCUACUCCUACCUCUUCUCUGAGCCCAACCGUAUGGGCGGCCUUGCCAGACCCUACCCCAGCUGGAUGGGAGCCGACCAUGCUGAUGACCUGCAGUACGUGUUCGGAAAGCCUUUCAGCUCACCACUGGGGUACUGGCCUCGCCACCGUGACGUCUCUGGCUACAUGAUCGCCUACUGGACUAACUUUGCCAAAACUGGAGACCCCAACAAAGGGCUGAGCGUGCCCGCUACCUGGCCCAAAUUCACCAGCAGUGGACACCAGUUCCUGGAGAUCAAUUCUGAUAUGAACAAGAACUAUGUGCAACAGAAGAUGAGGCUGCGUUACGUGCAUUUCUGGACCAGCAUCCUGCCCAACCUUCCUGUAAUCUACUCAGAAUAAAGAGCCUGGGCAAUCACCUGUAUUCCUGUAGUGUGGUCCGAUAAACUUACAGUACAUCAUCAGUACUGGUUCAUUAAAAAUAAAUUGAUGAGGACAACAAAUUAAAUUUCAAUGGUUUUUCAAUUCAUUUUCUUAUGUGUUUUGCAUCUUUGAAUUUACAAUGGUGCUUAAUAACUUCAGUUUGCAGGUAUGGCACCUGACACCUACGGCAUAAUAGUGUUGAUAACCUAUUGAGCUCAUUGAAUGUACACCACAAAGGGAUGAAGAGGUCUGUGUUAAUACCAUUAUCAUAAUGCAAAAUUAAGAAAAUAAAAACCGA
Molecule: messenger RNA, 2068 nt
Organism: Acanthopagrus latus (yellowfin seabream)
Lineage: Eukaryota; Metazoa; Chordata; Actinopteri; Spariformes; Sparidae
Product: bile salt-activated lipase-like
Exons: 11
Coding region: 85-1749 (554 amino acids)
Biological process (GO): presynaptic membrane assembly; postsynaptic membrane assembly; chemical synaptic transmission
Cellular component (GO): cell surface; synapse; postsynaptic specialization membrane
Molecular function (GO): signaling receptor activity; sterol ester esterase activity; neurexin family protein binding
Source: RefSeq, a predicted model, not a curated record